UCUCGACUCCUAUACGGACUCUGGCUUUUAAGCGGACCACGCUGCCCUCCUCUCUUCCUUUUCUCCCCAGCAACACUCUUUUCUACCAUGAUAGCGGCCGCUCUUCUCCUGGCCGUGGCGGUCCCCGUCCUAGCGGGCCCUAACACCGAUGCUGUGUCUGUAUGCCAGCACCUGCAUACCGUCUACCCUCAGUACACUGUCUGGGAUCCCACCGGAACCUAUGCCACAGAGACAUUCUGGAACCAGUCCUACUAUACCAACACUGUCAAGGAAUACUGGAAUGGUGUCAAUGCCGACAACCGUCCUGCCUGCGCCUUCUUCCCCGCCAACGCAGAACAGGUGUCCGUCGCUGUUCAGCAACUGAACAAAUACCCUACUGCCCCAUUUGCCCUCAAGUCCGGCGGCCACAACUUCAACGCGGGCUUCUCCAGCACCAAUGGCGGCGUCCUUCUCUCCUUCAACGAGAACCUCUCCUCCACCACCCGCAACCCCGACGGUCAAACCUUCGACGUCGGCCCCGGUGCCCGCUGGGGCGACGUCUACACCGUGGCCGAGAAAACGAACCAAGUCGUCGUGGGAGGCCGACUAGCCAACAUCGGCGUAGCUGGCUACACCCUCGGCGGAGGUCUAUCCUACUACUCUGCCCAAUACGGUCUCGCCUGUGACAACGUCGUGAACUUCGAAGUCGUCCUCGCCAACGGCACCAUCGUCAACGCCAACACCACGUCGCACCCCGACCUCUUCUGGGCCCUCCGUGGCGGCGGCAACCGGUACGGAAUCGUCACCAAAUUCACCAUCCAGGGCCACCCGCUCGGCACGAACGGCCAAAUCUGGGGCGGCAUGCGAUUCUACAGCGCCGACAAACGACAACAAAUCUUCGAAGCCCUCUCUAACUUCACACGGGACUACCCAGACGCCAAAGCCGCCGUAAUUCCCACCUUCGACUUCGGCCUCCCCGGCGCCCUCGUCUCCAACCCCACCCUCUUCUUCUUCUACGACGGCUCCAAACCCCCCGCCAACGCCUUCGUCGGCCUCGACAAAAUCGAAUCCCUCUUUUCCACCACCAAAGCCCAAUCCUACACCGAACUCACCAACGAAGCCGGCGGCGCCAAAAUCUACGGCAUCAACGCCGCUGCCCGCGUGAAUACCUUCCCCAACAUGCCCCCCGCUCAAAUGUCCCAACUUCUCGAAACUCACUGGACCACGUACCAAAGCAUGAUCAAGAACGAUUCCUCUCGGAAUCUGGAUAUCCAAAUCGGGACGUUCACUCCCCAGCCCUUGUCUGUGCGAAUUGCCCGUGCCUCGACGGAGCGUGGGGGGAACGCACUAGGUCUGGACCCGAAUAACGGGGAUCGGUUCUGGUUCGAGAAUGAUCUGAUCUGGAUCAACCCGGUGUGUAAUGAUGCGUGUCCGGAGUAUUUGCGCCAAGUGGCGGAUACAACGCUGGAAUCGUUUGAAAAGACGUUGAAGGGCACGAAACCGACGAAUUGGAAGAGUGGGGAUGUGGAUUGGGUUUCGGUCAACCCCCUCUUCAUGAACGACGCCGCAGAUUACCAAGACGUAUACGCCAGUUACGGAAGUGCGAAUCAAGCCCGAUUGGAGAAUAUCGCCAAGGCGUAUGAUCCGAGUCGGUUUAUGUUUCGGCAGGGGGGGUGGUCGUUUUAGAUUUGAUGGAUAUGUAUAUACUCUGUGAGAUGGUUUGAUCAGGGUGAUGAGUGGGCUCCAACCUAAUCCAUCAUCAACCAAGGUUGUGGAACAUGUCACGUUAGAUAUACUUAGUAUACUUCGUAUGAAGUUAAUGCAUGCGGCAU
This is a messenger RNA of Aspergillus sclerotioniger CBS 115572, 1811 nucleotides long. Its product is annotated as FAD-binding oxidoreductase. The coding region runs from base 88 to 1665 and encodes 525 amino acids. NCBI's taxonomy places the organism in Eukaryota, Fungi, Ascomycota, Eurotiomycetes, Eurotiales, Aspergillaceae. Gene Ontology annotation, molecular function: FAD binding. The transcript is spliced from 3 exons. The record is from RefSeq and is a predicted model, not a curated record.